AUGCCAUUUCGUGCAGUUAUCCUGCGGCAAGGCCGGACUCAAGGCCUACAGUCCAGCAGCGGGAUGGACACAGAAGCACUUUUCACGAGCAUCGAAGAUUUACAACGAAAACUGGACGAAUUUAAAUCUCAGCUCCAGGGUGCUACCGCUCCCGAACUGCCAGGGUCUGCUUUCCCAAGCCCGCCAGAGGCAUUUCAACAGCCUCACAACUCUGACAGAAAUGAGGUGGACGAACCCGCGCCCGUGAAACGACAACCAGAUCCAGACACCCUACACGUAUACGCUGGGCCAACUAGUUACGCUUUCGGAAUGGUUACAGCUGAUGCAAGACUUUCCAACCUCACUCCAUCCAGUAGGGACUUCACCACGAUCGAUAGUCCCUCUCCUACACCGAUUGAAGAACGUGGCUGUCCGAAUGGACCUGCUCAACCGGUUGAAGCUUGGGAAAUCCACGGCGAAACCUCGCUCGAAAGGUUCAGCGUAGAAGACGCCGUCCAAUGCUUGGACACAUUUCAAGAUGUUUUCGGGGUCCUCCAUCCCCUGCCGCAGCUUGAGAAAAUUAGGUCAAGUUUGCCCAGUCUUUUGCGGUCUGCCAAAAGAUCACUUUGGAGUCAACCAACAACUCCAGGUCAUUGUGGCCUUUUGGAAAUGUUGAAGAUAAUUCUAGGAAUCGCCCUGGUUGCCCAGAUUGGAGGUAGAACCAAGCUAUCAGACACCCUUUAUCAGAGUGUGGAACCCACUAUCGUUUCGGCGGUCUUUCAGCACUCCAUCAGUCACGAUUUUCGAGCUUUGUUGCUGCUCGUGGCGAUGUAUCACUUCAGCAAUGAGGACCUAGUACUUGGGUCCAGAGCUAUUAUGUACGCUGCGCGCACAGCUGUUGAAGAAGGCCUCUAUCGAAUCGAAAAGCUCUCGGUCAUCGUCCCAGAUGAAAAGGAGCGCCAGGCAAUCAUCCGGCAACUAUGGAGCUUGUUUGUCCUGGACCGCCAAUUCAAUUUCGCUGCCGGCCUACCGCAUCACCUUAAUGACAGCGACGUCGACGAGGGCUAUCUCGCUGCAAUGGUCAAUUACGUGAUAUUUGGCGCCCAAGCAUGGAACUCGCUGGUCAAUCGAAACCUGCUGGCGAGUGGACAAGCUCCGUCAAAAGACUCAAUGAACUUCUUCUAUUACCAAGUCCAUCAAUGGCAUCAGGACUUGGAUCCUUCUGUACGUUUUGACACCGCAACAAUUGAAUCCGAUGAUCACAACUUUUUCACCUCUACAUCAGAUGAGGUCGAGGUAUAUCGCAAGACACUGCUAUACCUCCGCUCAAACCAGAUCCAGAUCCUCGUCCUCCGCCCCAUACUCAUAUAUCCUCAGACUGCUCGCAGCAAUACUGCCCUGGUUAUGGAAGCUAUCACUCUGGCCAAAAAGUCUAUCCGGACGUUGAGGCUUCUGUCGUCAGAGACCAAUUUGUAUAGAACAAGACAAGCACUCUUUAACCACUUCCUCUCAUCCGCAUUGGCAGUUCUUUUUCUAGCAGCAGCAUACGAUGCAGAGACCCGGGCAAAUAAAGCUGCCCUCCCGGAUAGUGCAGCCACAUUGUUAGGAGAUACGACGAGUGAGCUUCAGCAAGGCCUCGAUCUGAUCGAUUACCAUCGCUCUCAUUCGCAGUCCGCCGCCAGGUUGUGGACACGCUUCAACCGGCCAAGGCAACAGCUGAUUCGACUGGAUAUCUUACAAGGUACUGCUGGCACAAGACAUCAAAGAGAUAAGCAUCCCCACCACGGCCCAACAGGAGAAGAUCGACACGAAAUAUCGCAAGAGGACGACUACUGUCCAGACGGCACAGUUGCCGACGCAGACACCGAGACAUGCGGAGAAAGAGAUCUUAUCCCCCAUUUGGACGCUCCCGUUCCCAUUGGCUUUGACCCAGCCAAUUUUGAUCCUGACAAUAGUUUACUCUGGCUGGAUUGGUUUGAUGGCGCGUUCAUGGAUUCCUCCGUUCCAUUUGGCAUGCCGGCAUGGAUGUAG
Molecule: messenger RNA, 2010 nt
Organism: Cladophialophora bantiana CBS 173.52
Lineage: Eukaryota; Fungi; Ascomycota; Eurotiomycetes; Chaetothyriales; Herpotrichiellaceae
Exons: 4
Coding region: 1-2010 (669 amino acids)
Biological process (GO): positive regulation of transcription from RNA polymerase II promoter by galactose
Cellular component (GO): nucleus
Molecular function (GO): RNA polymerase II cis-regulatory region sequence-specific DNA binding; DNA-binding transcription factor activity, RNA polymerase II-specific
Source: RefSeq, a predicted model, not a curated record